GGGACCGACAAAGAACGGGCUUAUCACGCUGGAGCUCUGUCCACCAUCACCGCAAAAAGCUGCCAAUAUUGGCAGUGCCCUGGAAUUAAUGGAUUUAAUUGGUCCAGCAGUUCUGGGCAAUAACGAUAGCAGUAACGAUAACAAUACUAACAACAGUAACAGUAACAGUAACAGUAACAGCAACAGUAAUAGUAACAGUAAUAGUAGUAUUACUAUUAACAAUAUUAAUGUAUCCGAUAUCCAGAAUUCGGAAGAUAACAAAAGUACCGGAUCAUUAAAAUCGGAACCAAUGCCAUUAAUUGAUGAAUUAGCAACAGUAUCACCGUCUUCAUCAACCGUUGAACAAAGCAGUAGCACACCUGAAUCGAGGAUUCGAAUUACUACAAGUCCCGGUGAUAAUAAUAGCAGAUCGAUCACUGAUCCGUCACCAACAAUGAUGGAAAAAGCUGAACGGCCAAGUUUAAGCUAUAAAGAUCUCAUCAUUGAGGCCAUUGAAAGUAGUCCGGAAAAACGGUUAAAAUUAAAUGAAAUUUAUCAAGUACGUCAUUUUUUUUCUCUGUUAUUUAAAUAA
Molecule: messenger RNA, 571 nt
Organism: Acanthocheilonema viteae
Lineage: Eukaryota; Metazoa; Nematoda; Chromadorea; Rhabditida; Onchocercidae
Source: the annotation of a GenBank genome assembly